This is a messenger RNA of Stegastes partitus (bicolor damselfish), 3577 nucleotides long. RefSeq names its product myb-like protein X. Lineage: Eukaryota; Metazoa; Chordata; Actinopteri; Pomacentridae. The record is from RefSeq and is a predicted model, not a curated record. The coding region runs from base 637 to 2340 and encodes 567 amino acids. The transcript has 2 exons.
ACAUUAGAUUCAGAAGCAGGCAGCUCUGAAUCACUUGAAACAAGAGUAACAUCAGAGGAUGUUCCACCAGAAGAAACAGUCAUAGAUAAACCAAAAGAGGAAACAGUACCUCUGACUGAAGUCAAUGUUGAACCAGUGAAAGACUCCAAAGAACCAGAACUGCUACAAGCUGUACAAGGAACCACAUCCGAUUCAGAAGCAGGUGGCCCUCAAUUACUUAAAAAGGAAGAAAUAUCAGAGGAUGUUCAAGUUGAAGCAGUUACAGAUGAACCCAAACAAGCACCUGAAAUCUGCAUUGAGCAAGAAGAACCACCAGUGGAACCAGAAGCAUUGGUACCUGAUGUAAAAGAUGAUGUAACUGAAACAGAAACUGGUGUAGCUGCACCAAGUGUAGAGGAAAGCAGUUCCCAGGAAACACAAAUACUGUCUGGCGAUGUUCCAGAACCAGCUGGGGAAGAUGUCAUUGCUUCAGUUCCUGCAGAAACUGAGGGAAAAGUUGUGGAUCAGGCUUUGGAGACAAACAACAAUCAAAAAACAGAGAGUCUCCCCCAAGGUGUUGAAGUAGAGCUUGAGGACAGCACCACUGAAGCUGUACAUGAGUUACAAGCAUCACCAGCAGUUACUUUACCCUCUGUUAUGGAGGAAGCAAGCUGCGUUCAGAUCCUGGAAGAGACGGUACUUUCUAAAGAAACCCCAGAGCCUUGUCUGGACAGUGCUGAAGCUACAGAUGAACCCACUCACACAGUGCAAGUCAACGGUGAAGUAGAAAAAAUAGAUGGACUUCUGAAUGCUGAGAUGAAGAUUGCUGAGGUUCAGCAUGUUUUAAUGAUGCAAGUAACCACGUGUAAUCUAAAUGAUGAGAUGCCUAAUGUUGUGGUAGAGGAAACAUCAGAAACUCAUGAACCCUUGAUAGGCAGAAUGGCAGGUGAGACCGAGCUCAAGGAGGCAGUGGAGAGCGCAACACCUUUACUGGAAGACAGUGUAGCGGUGGAGGACAGUCACAGAAUCCAAAUGCAGGUCGUAGAUGUGGAUAUUAAAUCACUAAUAGAGGUAGGGGUUACAGAAAACAAAGAAGUCACAGAUUUUUGUAACCAACCUAUUGAUAAAGUAGAAGUUCUCGCUGCAAUUUCGGGGAUUGAAGAGGAAGUCUUUAACAAGGAAACCAAGGUGACCGUUCAAGAGGAUAAUGAACAUGUAAAGGAGAACUUACCAAAGAAGAUACCUGAAUCUCUGGUUGUCAGUCUGGAACAAGAAAUUCUAAAAGAUGCUUUGACAGAAGUGAUAAGGAAUGAGUUAAAUCAGGCAGCGAAUCACAAAGAGUCGAAGGAGAGCACUGAGAUGUUUACGGAAAGACAAGAUGAAGGGUCUGUUGCCACCAGUGAUGAUUCUGCGAUCCCAACCGAACACCAUCACAUGCAAACAUCCGAUACUCCUGGACAUUUAGACAUUUCUGGGCAUGAUCUUAAAGUGGGUUUGAAGGAAACUAAAGCAGAAGAUGAAAUGUGCCCAUCAGAAGAACCAGCUGUGGAAAAAGUCAAUGAAAACACAACAGAAGCACAACAGACAACCCAAACCCAGAUUGUUACAACCAGUAAUGGUGGACUAGUAGCUCCACAAAACACUGGCUUAAUCUCGUCAGUACAUAACUUGGACUCCCCCUCGAGCUUUUCUUUGGAAGUCAAAUUCAACAUACAGUUUGGGCAAGCAAAGGCAGCAGAAUCUCCAACAUCUCCGACAGAGAAACUCAAACCUUUAAAGCAGACUGACAUGACUGAAGUCGACGUUCAAGUUGUGGCGGCAGAAGGAUCCACAAAUACAACAGAAAGAGACGAGAGCGAGAAGCCGACCUCGGAACCAGCCGUAAACUUGGAUUCAACCGAAGGGAUGAAGACAACUAGUCAGGCGGCACAACUGGACGUCGGCAUCCAAGCAAUGGAAACAAUAGAACCAGUAGAAGAAGUCACAUCUACAGAGACAGUAACCCCAAACGUCCAGGCGGCGGAAACAGUCCAACCAGUGACGCAAACCGAGACCAGGGAAGUGAUUCUGAGUCAACCGGCGCUCUACAAAACAGAAGCAGAGAAACCAAUAGUUGAACAAACCAAGGAGGAAAAUGAGGACGAUGUGUGGCUGGAUGCCGAGGAGGAGAUUUACGCUAAAGAGAAAACAAAGGAACCUCGAGAGCAAGAUGAAAAAGCAGAACGUGAACAAGAAACCCAACAAGAAGCGCACAAAUCCGAAGGAACGCCUGAGAGCGAGAGCGAAGGCGAACAUUUUGCUGUUGCGCUCGAGAAUCCAGAAACCAUAACUGCAAGCGACAUGACAAUGGAUUUGAAUUAAUUCAAUUCAACUGUCAGUAACUGGUCGGACAAUCAAAAAGGAACAGGAAGAACGUUUCAAAAAGCCAUUAAAGCCUUUUCUUUUGCAUUAUGUUGAACCAAAAAAAAAGGUCCAAUAUUUACAGAUGAGCUAGAUUUAUUAGAUUAUUUUAUUAGUAUUAUAAAAAGUAUGUUUUGUUUUUAUGAUGUGGCGAGAGGAGUAUUGUGAAGAAGAAGUACUGAUCUUCUCAGGGGGCAUGUUUGAGGUGUGACAGUGACCAUGAGUGGCCUCUUUCAGUAAAUUUAAUGAGCUGUUUGCUUUAAUUACUAAUCAUGCCGGGUCUUUCCAAUCAUAUUUCACAUCAUGCUCUGUCUCUGAAGUUGAUUUUUUUUUCAGCAGUUUUUUUGCCUUUUAUUGGUAAAAAAAAAAAAAAAAGCAUCAGAAUCAUUUACUCAGAAGCAACAUUACUUCAUGAUUUAUGCAACCAAACUACAGCACAUUUUAUAUCUAUUAAUACAUGUAGAUAUUUCACAGCUUUCUCUAUGCAUCGUUCAUGUUCACAGAUUGUUUCAUCUGUUUGAUUAUUUUACUUCACGUUUCCAUGGGAUCUAAAAGCAAUAGGCAGACCUGGACCUGAUGAGGAUAUGCAGUGUUGUUCUAUUUUAUCUUGUACAUAAUAACUGUUUUAAUGCUUAUACAGGCUGAACUGUGCACAUUUUCAAUCUACAAGAAUUUCUACUCUAAGCGCAUGAACAGAGCAUGGCACAAAAAAAAAAGUUAUAUUUGACACUAUCGGCCAGUUUCCCAGACAUGGAUUAAGCCUAAACAAAAUAAGUUUUUAGUCCAGAAUGAGGUGUAAUUCAUGUCUGGGAAUCUGAGCUAAUAUACUAGAGUUGAAGUUUAAUCUAAAACAUAUUUAUAAUUAAUAUAAUUACAAUCUGCAGAGCCUUAAUAAACAAUCAUGGCAGCUUUACUCCUACAGUUCCUUCCCCCCAGCUGUGCACUUUUAAGUAUCUUUGACACCACAUGUUCAGUAAUCGAACUGUGUAGCAGGAGCGUUUGUGAGGUGGUUGUUUGACCCGUUUGUCUCCUUUAUUUCCCCACAUACACUUUGAUGGAAAUUUCCUGCUGAUUUGAUUGAUCUGAUGUCAACUAAUGCAACAUGCAAAGCUGAGUUUCCUGUAUUUAUAUCUAUUUACCAGUGUUUUAUUAAUAAAAAAAAUAUUUUAUUUGAAUAAAUAAAAGCCGCAAAUUUCAA